GUUCAAAUUGUUACUGCUAGCAUGACUGUGUUAAGCCUGAUCUUCACUCAAAAUCAUCAGUUUUUAUAAAUUUAUGAGGAGCUGCCAGCUCGAUCACAGGUAGUAUUAAUUUUGGGAGGGCUACAAGGAGAAUCAUGCAAGAAGAAGUCACGAAUUGAAAGUGAAAGUGAUUACCGCCAUUGUUUUUCUUGCUCAUCUAUGAUUACUUUUCUGCGUUUAAUAAGCUUAAGUACCUACUUGACGUUAAUUAUUUCAAAACCUGAUACUUGCUUAUCUUCCUCAACAGCUUUUCUCCUGUAAUGGUGUAGUUUAUCGAGCUGAUGACUCCCUGUCUACAUAUAUAUAAACUUACUUGUGUGUCCGUUUAUACGCGCGUGACAACGUUCGCAAAGCGGUCUUGGUUGGUAGAAUUUCCAGGAACCGAUGAAAGACAAAGUGUUCCAUGAUAGCUCACAAAGUGACGAAAAUAACGAAGUCGGCAACAGAGGUUCUUCAUCAACAGUUCCUCCUUUUAUCCCAGCUGGUAAGACUCGCAAGAGGCAUCUUCCUGAUUAGUUACAAAAAAAAAAUUAUAGCAACUGAUCAGGUAGGUAAAACAAGCAUGAUCAUAGCUUAAAGUUAAAAAACUCUAUGUGGUGACCUGUUGCUUUGAUUUGUUUUUUCCUUUGAGAAAAAAAACCUUGCUUCUUCACAACUCAAUGGAGACUAGUAACAGUUAGAAGACAGUGUCUAUUAUAUAAGCUUCAAUACUUGUGAAAUUUAAACCGUUUUUUCAUAAUUAAAUUGUAAUCUACAGUAAUGUAUAAUCUGAACACUAACAAUUUAAUUGUCUACACUGUAUUAGACUUGAAAUUGUUUGACAAGGAGUUUCGAUCAACGCAGCUGGUCUUCAGUUAUCAAGGUGGAAAAAAGGUUAGUGAGUUAUUCCCCCCCAUAUGGAUUUCUUUAACUGUUUACUGUUAUAUUUAUUAUACCAAUCCACUUAACAUGUUAUGUCAAUGGAGAGGAAGGGUCUUAUGGUGUAUGUGGAAUAAGGUCCUAAGUGAUUGCUGAUCUAAUAUCGGCAACAAAACUGUUGGGACAUCAGUGUACUCAAAUAGGGUAACUAAAGAGAACAAAAGAAUCCGCAACUAUUUUGUUUUCUGUCUUUUUUACUUUCGGUGUGCCUUGUUUUGAUAAAGGAAAGAAUAAGAAAUUUUGUGGGACACGCCACAUUGCAUGAUGUCAAGGCAUGCUAAGUGUGACAUGAAAUGUCACAUUGCACUGAAAAUAAUGAAAUAGCCAUAUUCUAAUAAUGUUUUAAAAUAUAGGCAUGAUUACAUCAAUCAUAACAAAAAAAAGUGCCACCAAGGGUUUUAUAUCCCAGCGAGAAUAAAUAAGUUGAAUUAGUUUUCUUUAGCAUGUAUGGUCACUUUGCAAUUCAGACAAUCGGUAACAAAAUUGUUGAGACAUGUACUCAAAUAGGGUAACUACAUAGAAUAAAAGAAUCCACACCCCUCUCUCCUCCCCUUCAUUCAAAGUUGGGGUGUUUGUUGUUUUCUAUAGGUAGCUUGAACAGCAGCACAGUGUUGCAUGGAGGGGAUGGGAGAGGAAAAGCUGUAUUUUCCCCUCUGGAAGUCAGUAAAGCAUCAGAAAGCCCCUUUAGAGCGAACUGUCAGAACUAAUUUUGUCACCGAUUGUAGCAUCACAUUCUUUCUUUUCUACAUUGUAUAUGCUUCAUAAGCAUAUAUGAUGCAGAUUGGUAGGGGAAGUUACCAGUUAAUCAGUUCUAAAAGUUACUUUGAACUUUGUUCUAAGCACUCCAUCAAUUAUGUGUUUAACCUUACUGACUUGUUGUAAUCAAUGAGCUUGAGAGUUGACAGUUUGUUAGAAAGUCAAUGAAGGUCCUUAGCCAUUGAGGCACAGCAAGUGCUGUUAACCUUGAAAACUACAGUGAUUGGGAACCAUUCUGGUAUGCAAUGCAUGCUAAUAUAAAAUGACAAUAACACAAAAAUGAUAUCAAUGGAAAAUACUAACUAUGAGUACCUUACUGAUAUGUUGAUAAUAAUUUACGGUAUAAUGGAGCAAGAAAAGCUUAAAAGGUGAAAGGAGGGUCCGUACUCCAUAGCCUGCUGUAAUUUGGGUAGUUUAGAAAAGCUGGUGGUCUACAAAUCCACCUUUUAUGUUGCCAGUACAUGUGGUAAAAGAUUCUUCAUGCUGGUCUAACCGUGCAAUAUGGACUGCGUGGUACCCUUGUUAGCUUCUGACAGUCUUCAGCCACCUGAAACUAAAUUGCAUUUCAUUUGCCUUAGGUUCCAAGGCUCAGGGAGCCCAGGAAUUUGUAUGCAUUUUGCAAGGAAAAGGGGCUACAGUCUUCACCAAGAUGGUAAGAUUCAAAAAUGACUGCGAGAAGAAAAGUUAAGCACUCUGUAUUGACUCUGGCCACACUAUUUACUAUAUGUACAUGGAUAAAACUGUACAUAAGACUGUUACUCACAGUCGUGCCUCUCUCAGCAAACUAAUGUACUGUAUGCUAUAACUGCAGCCUUCUCUCAUCACUUCUCUGAAGGACAUUUUAGCAAUGAGCGAUGAUGUAGAUUUAUUUGUGUGUCUCUUUUUCACACAUGCAUGGUUUGUAAACAGUUAUAAACAGGAUUAUAAUUUACAGCCUCAAUGACAAACCUCUCAGUUCCACCCUUGUCAAGGUCAAUCCCACUGUUUUUUCCCAAUCCCAUCCACCCCUUCCUUUUACUGUCAUCACAUAUCAGAACAGUGUCCACUACAUGUACAUGUAUAUACCCUUCAGUCAAUCUUUUCUAGAAUAAAUACCUUACAAACUGGCAAGUGCUAUCUGUAGGUUUUCACCUCAUGUUGUUAUACUGUCAAGGGAAAGGAAUGAAGAAAGGCAGGGCUGGCCGGACCAUCUGUUUUUGUGAGGUGCCCAUAAACAGAAAGUUUUCUUAAUAAUAAAUAGCUGUAGGUUCUACCUAACAACUUCCUCUAUGUAACCGUCUCUGCUUGUACAUUGUACAUGUAUACAGAACUGUGUUGCUUUGUUUAAUACUAGUCUUGUGCAUGUACUACCUGUUACUGCGCAGGCAUCAGAAUUAUACUGUGCUGAAGUUUGUCUGUUUACACCAAUUUUCAGGCCAGCACAGAUGAAAAUUUUGCCUGUUCGUCCCAAACACAUCCACUAUGUACCAAGAAAUCCAGAACCUUUUGUCAAGCAAGGUUAGCAAAUAGAUUGAUAAUAAUUAAUGAAAUCAAUUUUGACAAGCGUCCAUCUACUACAUGUGCAUCCUAGAUCAACUUAGACUUUGGAAGUGCAAAUUUUUUGGAAAGGGAGAAACCAGUCAGUGCCUGGAGAAAGACAUGUCAUGCAGAACCAGGUUGAGAACCAUCUCAGAACCAACAACAAAUUUAAUCCACGUAACAGUUGUGUCACCUUUGGGCACUGAACCCAGGACACAAAACAAGAACUAGGCAAACACCGUCACUAGUGAGCUCCAUUUCAGUAACCCUCACUCACCAGUUCAUUUCUGUCUGUUAAUGAAAAGAAAAUGCUCUAUUAAGUAGGGCCCACCAGCGUGCAAAGAAAGUAGUGUCCAAUAGCCCGGAGCUAGUGGAUUUUGCUAUUGGGCUAGUGAAUUCUGUUUUUCACUUGCCCAAUGGGCAAUGGGCAACUGAUGUUUUUUUGAGGAAUUCAAAUAACGUGGAAUAACUGUGAAAUCGGUUCUGCUAGUCAAAAAGUUUUUGCAGCUAGUUGAAGUGACGUCUGGGCUAGUAAAUGCUAGCUUCAGCUUCCCUGAAUGGCAAGCUGUAAAUAAAAAUGAUUUUCUUUGCACCCUGGCCCAGUCUCUGACUGUCCAACCAUGAGUAUUUUAAUUUUUGGGAAACCUACCAUGAACUUGCUUGUGUACUCUGCAUGCCGUUGUGUUGAAACGUUUGAAACAAUAAUUGAUGUAUAUUUGAUGCUAGGGUUCUUGUUUUCAAGGACAUAUGUGAAACAUUGUUUUAUAACAGUGUGGAGUCAAAUGACUGAGGUCAUUUUGUGUUAAAUGGAAUACCAAAUUGUCAAUUCACGUAGUUAUCAUUUUUUGAAACAGUGUAUUUUCUCUCUGUUAUUGCAGAGAAGACAUUAGAUGAUGUCAAUCUUACCAAGCUACCUUCUGAUGAAGGAACAGUGGUGUACAAUAAUGAGCCUGGACCUGAGAAAUAUGUAAGUGCAACACAUUAUUUCCAAGUUAUACUGUAGUGCAGUUAUGUAGUGUGACAACCAGUGUGGCUUGAUGAGCUGCCAAAUUCAUUAGUAGUUACAGUGUAUGCCUGGAGAACGUUUCCUUGAGAAGAUAAUUUGGAGCUUAAUCAACCACAGCGACAAGGACAACAACAACAAUAAUUGAUAAUUAGUUUUAUGAGCAAAAUAACAGCUCUGCACAUGCAUCAUGCUUUCUAGUGCAUGUUGCAUUUCUUUGAUGUCCAUUGCACGUUGGCGUGAAAUCUCCUAAUGCAACGUUCUAUGGGGGACGUGAACAUAUGAAGCUCCAUAAAGUCCUUAAGAAUUUAAGUCCAGGAGAAAUUGCCUACAUUUGACAAAUUUAGUAGUUUCAAAUAAACACGACAAAGUUUAAGAGGAUGCAAACUAAUUAAUUUUUUUUUCAACGAGGUUUUUAUUACUGUUAUUGUCAUUGCUAAAGCUCUCCAUUAUUGUAAUGCAUUAUUACUGCGUUAAUUUUUUCAUUUGUGGCGAUUAAUCUUCAGUUUGUCAGGUCUCGUGUUGGUGGCAGUCAGAUUUUGAACAAACCCUUUUAUAAGUUAACAACACCUGAUGACCAUACUCUGCUUUUUGAGUCUCGAUUUGAGUGCGGGAAUCUCUUGAGGGCAAUAAAAGUGUGAGUAAUUGUAACAUGUUGUGUAAAUUUUAAUUCGUGAUGUUGUGCUAACAGGUCUCUUAUUUAAUUACCCACAGCCUUACAUGUAUAUAAAUGUACAAUGUAUGUUCACACAAAACAUGAGAAAAGGUUGACAGCCUUAUGAUUUCAUUGUCUACAUGUAUUUGAGUGGUCAUUGGGGUAGGGAGACGGGGGUGGAGGGUUAGGGUUAGGGUUAGAGCUGUUUUCUCAGGCUACUAAUGGGAGAUGUACGCAGUAACUUAAGUUUUUUCUUUACUUGUCGUUUACUGUUCAUCAUUCCCCCCACUCAGAAAUCAGUAAUGUUAUGUCAUUUUUAUCCAUAAUUAAUUGUUUUGAGCUGUUUUUCUGUACUCAUUUUCUAUUUUGAGAAUUCCUCACCAUAAAUCUGACGUUUGUUGUUUGCAGUAAACGGGACUCUAAAUCUUUCUAUAAUGCCUUUUUGUGUGAUUUUGGAUUUGAAAGAAAGGAAAUAAAAAUUAAUAUGGACCAAGAAGGAUAAAGUCGAACUACAACUUAUGCAGCAAAUUUACACGACCCAUCGUGGCAGGAUUCAUAACCCAGUCGGUAGAGCGCUUGACUGCAGAGCAGGAGGUGGUGGGUUCGAUUUCCCGAACCGGAACAAUACUCAGGGUCUUAUUGAAGACGUUAAAAUAGUGACCUCAAUUAGUGCUUUUAUGCAAAAUACAUUGACACUCAAAAUAAGUGCUUUUGUUGUAAAAUUACCAACAUUGUUUUGUUCGAUUGAUCUUUUAGAAAUGAUCAUGAAUACCAGCUGUGGCUGAGAAAUGAUUUAUACACCAAUAAACACACACAGUGGUAUUACUUCAGAUUACAGAACGCCAGGCCUGACAUCAAGUACCAGUUCACCAUCAUGAACCUACUUAAGGUGAGAGAGGAGGCUGGGAAAAAGGACACGUUUAUUUAAUUAUUGUUCGUUGCUUUUUUUUGAGGUGUGAGAAACUUCUGAUUCUGAUCGCUUGAUGUUGAAUGCAAUGGGCCCUUCCACGAUUUUUAACAUGGACCAGGAAGUGAAACAAUGCUAGAAAGAUUUGUACAUUUGCCAAGUGUUAGGCUAACGAGGAUAUAGAUCCACAAAGUCACGAAAUUUUACAGGUUAUUCUAUGUUGGGGUAUAAACUUGCCUACCCCCCCAACUACCAUUGUCACGACCACCAUACAGACGUCCGUCGGGAGCCCAUGACUCAUAGGCGCCAGCCUCUGUGAAAAACGAAGAAUGAAAACGAGAAACCAUAAUACGGUUUGCAAUGAAAUUAUUGCCUACAAAUUUGCAAGUGAAAAAGGGAAACUUCAUUUUAUAUGAAUAUGAUGUAUUAACCCAGAUUUUGUUUCUCUUCUCAUACUGUAGUCUGGCAGUCUUUAUAAUGAAGGUAUGAGACCUUUGCUAUACUCAGAAAUAGACGCCGCAACCAAGAAAAUCGGCUGGGUCCGAACUGGAGAAAACAUCAAGUACUACAAAAAUGGCGUCAGGUAUAGUACAGAAGAUCUGUUCUUGAGCUGCUGUAGGCUAACCAGUUUUCUUAAGGUAAACGUCCUGCACAAAUCGGGCCGUGUGGAUCGAGAGUAGUAAAGGAAAAGUACUUACUAUGUAAUGAAAUCACGUUAUUUAAACCAACCCCUAUUUUUCUAUAUGACAAUAGCGAAUGAAGUUAGCGUCAGUGAUACAUGUAUUAAAAUGUAUGGAACAGGGCUUCCUUUGACAUAACGUACCUUUGAAACAUGCACACGAUUUUUCCAGUCUUGGCACUGCGUUAUAGCCGAGUUCCACUACAGUUUCGUUGGUAGGAAAUCGUCGAAGAGCAUUUUCAGUCGGAUCUUCAUGAGUGAAAACUGAAGUAAUUGCGUCAGCCAAUCACAGUGCGAGUAGACGUUCAAAUUUACCUAUCAGUGAAGCAAAAACAGCGGGCGAAAAGCGCGGGAAAACGCGUGUGAGCAAGUCAUGACGGUAUAAUGGGUUUAUUUUUCAUUAGUGGAAGGAAAUGGCGUGAUCUUUUUUUGAGCCAAUCACGUGCGAGCUGAUAGUAAAAUACGCCAAUCAAAUUUCGAAGAAAUGCUCAUAGGGCGGCCGAGUGCAAAGCGCUGAAAAAAUGCGUGCACCCCGAAUUUGUUUUCCAUCCAAUCACAGAACACAGUAAUCCAAUGUUAAUUGCUUUGGACCUCACUAAAAUUUUUAACCACUUUUUUUCUUGUUGUCAUUGUAGACGUGAAGACACCACCAAAGAAAAGUAUCACUAUUCUCUGACCUGGACGUGUGACUUUCCAAAUGAGGACGAUACGUACUACUUUGCGCACUGUUAUCCCUACACCUACUCAGAUUUACAGGUUUGUCUUCUGAAUUCAAAAUCCUUUACUCUUAAAUUUCUAAUAUAUGGAUUUAGCCAGGGCUAAAAGCGAAGCUCUGGUUAAUAAUACGUGUAAACAAAAAAAAAAUUAAUCGUGCAAUGCUAAACGGGGACGACAGUGAAAAUGGCUUCAAGACUAAUAGAUCUAAUUAGCAAAAAAAAAAAAAAAAAAUUGCACGUGCAGCACACUUUUUCUACUAUAUCAACAAAAACCAAAUUUGCACGUGCAGCACGCUUUGCUUUGCACGACAACAACGCUGUUUUGUACGACCAAAACUUCAAACUUCCUAGUUACACAUUAUUUUUAUGGAGGAAUUGUCGUGUGUGCUUACCCAAUAUUUUCUUUCCUGUGUUCGCUUUUAUUUUUCACUGCCGCUGAUUUUCACCUUGUUGGCUGCUAGCAUUUCUCGUUUUUCACCGCCGCUUUGAAUUUCCAUGUUUUUCUUCUUACGAAAUUCGUCUCCUUUGUUUUGUCAAUCACUCGCUCUAGCUCUUUCUCUGUUAUCCACGUUAGUGUAAACAUAAAAAAUAACGCCGACAAAGAUACGACUUUGUUGUUGUUUUUUCUUUCUAAAAGUCCCGGCGGCCAUGUGAUUUCCUUCCAAAUAAAACCUUGAGUUGCAUUUGGGUUGCCAUACCUGUUGAUUGAGUUAUUUUACAUUGGUAUGCCUGUGGUGCGGACGGACGGGCGGUCGGUCGGUCGGUCGGUGUACGGUACUGUGAACAAUUUCAAUAAAGCAUAUAGGGUAGACUAGAAAAGCCCUUUUUUUGCUCAAAUUAACCCGCUAAGAAUGAGAUCUGGAGGUCCAAUGAUUUCUUAAACCGCGGCCUAAGUUAGACUUCGUUUGAAUAACGGACGGCGACGGCUACGAGAACUUCAGAAUAGCAAGCGAUAUCUUUAAUGAGCAAAACAACAACUUUGCACAUGGAGCACACUUUUUUUGUACAUUUCUCUGCGUCAGUGUACGACCACGACGUGAUGCCUAAUUUCACGCUCUUAAGGAGGACGUAAACGAGCGACUACGAAAAAUUUUUUUCUGUUUCGGAACUUGGAUAUGGUUCUGAGGAUUUCAACUAUAUGGGAGUUCGCCUACAUUUAACAAAGUUACUUGAGUAGGACUAAUCGCGGUCAGAAAUGAAAGAGCUGCCGAGGUCGUGGUUGGAAGACGAUACUGACUAACUCUAGGUGUCCGCCUUGUAGUACUGUUGGACAUUAAAGAAAAGGAAUGCAGAAUGACAACAUCGCUAUUCAACUCGUUUUGCAGCAAUGUUGCAAAACAAGUUGCAUGUUUUUUUGUUGCCGGUUUUUCUGUACCUUAAGCUCGUGCAAAGACGGCCGGUAUCGUGAAUAAGGUCUUUUCAAGUCGCUCCUCACUAUCUGAAUGGCUUUAAAAAAACCUUUCAGCCUAACGUAGUUGAUGUAGGAAAUGGUAAGCAUGUUGUACAUUGCAACCAGUUUCCACCGAUAUUUGACCCUCCAUACAUGGAUACAUAAGCUCUUUUUCCUUACGAUACUUGUACCUUUUCUGUUUGUUUUGCAAGGAAUAUCUUCAAAACUUGAGGAAUGACCCCGUGCGAUCGAGAAUUUGCAAACAGAGGGUGUUAUGUCGCACUCUUGCUGGGAACUUUGUUUAUAUUCUUACAGUGACGAAUCCCUCGAGAAGGCCAGCUGAUGCCGAGGUUUGUAAAAUAACUCGUCAUAACGUUUUUUUGUGUAAGGCAAAUAAUGGAAAAUUAGUAUCUGUAAUCAAAUGGUGACGAGUGAAAUUAGGGAAUAAUUUCACGAGUAUACCGUUAUUCCCUAAUUUCACGAGUAUACCAUUUGAUUACCUAUUAGUAUCAUGGGUGACGAAUUAACGCUGUUAUACUACAACAUUAGAAAUUUCUGCAAUUUGAUUGGCUUAGAAGAGUGGUAUUUCAGCUUAAUUUCAAAUACCUACAUGUGAAAAUUACAAACCUUUUGCGGGUAGUAGUAUAAACAAAUAAUAGCAUGAUUUGUACGUGAUAUUUGGCAUAAAUACCACGAGUGAUAUUUCAACAUUGUCUCAAAUUUAACUCGCCUAACGGCUCGUGAAAUUACGUAUAACAAUUUUGAAAUAUCACUCGUAGUAUUUAUGCCAAAUAUCACUACAAAUCAUCCUAUUACCUAUACAAAUUUCGCGCCAAAAUCGAGGAGUACUUCGUCACCCAUGAUGUUAUGGUUGUAAUUAAUAAUCUCACAUCUGAAAUUACAGAAUUGCCAUGGAAGCCUUCCGUACACGUGUCUUAGUGCCAAGAUGGCGACGAAGUUUAAAAAUGUUAUGAAUGAAGAUGUUAGGGAUUAAAAUACGCUUUAGAAAAUCUAAACAAACGAAAAAGUACACCAAGAAAACCUCAAAACGUACCUGAAACGUUGUCAUAAUCAGCAUUAGCAUCAUCAUUAUCAUCAUCACUACUGCCACCACCAUCACCACCGCCAUCAUCAAUAUCAAUCAUCAUCAUCAUCAUCAUCAUCAUCAUCAUCAUCAUCAUCAUCAUCAUCAUCAUCGUGAGACCUUUGCUUUACUUAGAGCUAGACGCCGCACCUAAAAAAAUCAGCUGGGUCCGACCUGGGGAAAACAUCAAGUACUCUAAAAUGGCAUCAGGUAUUAAGCAGAAGCUUUUGUAGCAAACCAGUUUUUUUUUUGUAAGAUGAAAGCCAAAUCAUGCCGUUUGAACCAAGGGUAGAAAAGAAAAAGUACUUUCAACGAAACCCCAUUAUUUAACCGUGGAGGGCUGGGUACGAGUCUGUUUAUUAUGGGAUAAACAACACGAGACCCACGUAGUGAGAAAGGGCACGUUGGGGUUAGGAAAACAUCAAGUACUCUAAAAUGGCAUCAGGUAUUAAGCAGAAGCUUUUGUAGGCAAACCAGUUUUUUUUUGUAAGAUGAAAGCCAAAUCAUGCCGUUUGAACCAAGGGUAGAAAAGAAAAAGUACUUUCAACGAAACCCCAUUAUUUAACCGUGGAGGGCUGGGUACGAGUCUGUUUAUUAUGGGAUAAACAACACGAGACCCACGUAGUGAGAAAGGGCACGUUGGGGUUAGGAACAUUCUUAAGUUUGGCGUUGAUUGGGCCUGUAUUGAACACGAUACAUACAUUAAAAAACUCCAAAAUUUACUAAGAAAUGUAUAGACGUCCGGACGGUGUGUCCGGCAAUCCAUAUAUCUCUUAUAAAUUUUCAAGAUUUUAAAUAGCUGCGUCUUGUUCAAUAGUGGCCCGAUUGACACCAAAGUUGGGAUUUUUCUUAAACUCAAUGUUCUCUUUCUGACUAUGUGUCUCUUGUUGUUUAUCCCACAACAAACGGACUUGAACCCAGCUCUCUUGGGAAUGGAAUUAGGCAAUGCAUAUGUUAGGUUACAGUCCACGUUCAAUUAAACCCACUGUACAUGUGGUAUUAAUUAUGUGUUUGUUUGACAGGCCAAACAUGGUGUGGUGGUGACGGCACGGGUUCACCCGGGAGAAACAAACUCAAGUUGGAUGAUGAAAGGACUUUUAGAUUAUCUCACAAGCAAUGCUGCUGAUGCUAAGGUUCCAUAAGACUGUUGACUGUUUUGUGUUUGUUUAACAGCUGGUAUAAGGUGAUUUAGCAUAGGAUUGUCUGAAACAAUUAAGGCUGAUCAUGGCGAGGUUGAUUACAUAAACUGCAACUGCUUUCUUGUACACUCGAUAUCAGCCAAAAUGUCAGUAUUUCUCGCAAAGUUCACCUAUAACCUAGACUACGAGCGUUCUCUCUUUUUCUUAGUCUGUCGAGCGGAACGUGCGAGACACGAAAAUGACCACGCGUGUGACUAAAGGCGCGAGACGGGAGAGGCUUCGCCGCUCGACGCUCGCGCGCUCGUGCACUCCCCUCUUUAAAUCUGAAGAAAAAUAGAGACUGCUUGCAGUCUACCUAUAACCAGGCCAUUCAAACGUAUCCCUUAUAGGUCGAUUCAUUUUCAGCAUACUCGCAUAUCCGUUGAAAUGUUUCAUUGUUUUCCGGCUUAAAAACAGUAAAAAUUCCCAAGAGGCCAAGGAGACGGCCAUACGCAUACAGCUAUUUCGAGAAAGGUUGUCGGAAAAAGUGCACGCGACAAACCCGAAAGGUAUUGUGGGUGCUUUUGAGUGCACUGGUCCUCAAAGAAAUUUGAAAGAAUGGCACGGGAGGCCACGGACAUAUGUUUGCGAGUGCUAAAGGAAAGCAACAAAAGUAGGUUCGACAGCGACAGUCGUUAGGAGCAGUGUAAUGAUCAUAUCCCAUAUUACCUUUCAUAUCCCAUAUUACCUUUCGUGUGUACAUUUUUUCCGACAACCUUUCUUGAAAUCAUGCGAAAUAGCUGUAUGCUUCAAAUUAAUCCACCCUAAAAGCAAAGGACGUAAACAAGUGCCGACGACAUUUGGAACUUUGAAGAGUUCAACUCCAAAAGACUCCAUAAGAAAUUGGAAUUGGAAUCAAUGUGGUCUUUUCUCUCUUGUUUGCAGCUUCUACGAGACACGUUCAUUUUCAAGAUUGUUCCCAUGCUGAACCCAGAUGGAGUCAUUGUUGGAAACUAUCGCUGUUCAUUGGCUGGCAGAGAUCUGAACAGGAACUAUAAGACGGUUUUGAAAGAUUCUUUUCCUCCAAUAUGGCACGUGAGGAGCAUGGUUCGAAAGUGAGUAUGUUCUUCGUCUGUAGUGAACUUUACUUGAAUGCUUGGGACUUUCAGUACAGUCUAAAAUCUACGUAAUUGUGCAUUUUUUUGGCAGGUUGUUAGAGGAACGAGACAUAACUUUGUACUGUGAUCUUCAUGGGCAUAGUCGUAAACAGAAUGUGUUUAUAUAUGGCUGUGAAAAUAGGUUUGAUCCCCUAAAAAGACUCAGGGAGAGAAUUUUUCCUGUAAUGAUUUCGAAAAAUGCGCCAACCAAGGUAAAUUUUGUUGCAGGUGUGAUAUACUUAUGUAAAAUCAGCCUUGUUUUGUUGUUGUUGCUUUGUUUGUCCUUUUCUGCUCGUCUUGUAGUUGUAACCUGAAUUUACUUUUUUUUCUUUCACCGUAGUUCUCAUUCAAAAGCUGCAAAUUUAAGGUCCAAAAAAGCAAGGUAGGUGUAUCGUUUUGGGGAUAAAAUGAACAGAGUUGGUUUCCUUUAGUUAGUCUUGUAUGUAAUUUUGGCUGCUCUAUGGGGGAUACCUGAUAUGAUAGCGUAUUUUUGAUUGUGCUGUUCUUGGUUGUCCUGUGCAGGAAGGAACUGGGAGAAUUGUGAUGUGGAACUUGGGAAUUUUGAACAGCUUCACUAUGGAGGUAAUUCUGCGUGUCGUUUUUUUUAAUGUUUUGCAUGCUAGUCCACGCUGCGGCGAGACGUUUCUACAGUGAGUAGUGUCUGUGUGAGCUGUCUGCUAUUACUCGACGUACAGCUUUUCAAACUACAGUCGAAGCUCUCUUUACGACCAUUCUCGUAAGCGUCCAGCUCUAGUUACGACCACCUUUGUGAAACCCCGUUUGACCCGUGACUGAAACUUUGUAAUGAAAAGCUUUCGUAAGAGACCGCUUUUGUAAGCGAUCGCAACCACUUUUUGGAAUCACCCAACUGGACUUUUCGUUUGUUUUAAAGCUCUCGUAAGCAACCACUCAGAGUCUUAUUCAUAUAAAUCUCAACUUUAAUGAAACUGAAUACUAUGCUAAUGGUUCGUUGAAAAACAUUUUGCACAGUGCAGUAUUGUAUUUUGUAAACGUCCAAGUUCAUCUUAGCCUGCGUGCCAACGACCACUCAGUGUCUACAUCAGGUACACGUAUCUGAGAAUCAAACCAUACCGGAGUCACCUGCGUGUCUUAAAAUUUUUCUGAUUUUGUGGCCAUGCCUUUAGUUUGGUUCGUUUGUUUUUCCUAGGCAACCUUCUGUGGCUCGUCAUUGGGAAAACGUGCAGGGUAUCACUUUAACACAGUCGACUUUGAGUCAAUGGGAUAUCAUUUGUGUGACACUCUGUUAGACUACUGUGAUCCUGAUGAUUCGAAGGUUUGUCGUAGCUUUGAUUUCCAGCACAACGGGAUUUAAAUAAAAGAAGCAAUGUGAAUAUCUUAUCACCCACUACCCUCAAGGCUUUUCAGGAAUAAUUUUCAACACUGGUUGGGGGACGUUCUUCUAAACUGCUUAUGGUACAGUUUACAAUUACUGAAAGAAAGAGUAUUGAUGCCCCCUAUGUGAGUGUGAAUUUGAGAUUGACCACCACACCGGGGUCUUCGUCCCCUUCUCAUAACAAUAUCCAUACAAUGUCAAGAGAUUAGGUUAUGAGAAUUAAUUAAAUGAUCACCAAAGAGAAAAUGCUUUGAUCUUUUAUCAAACUCUCUCAACUUAUUCUUUAAAGAAAUGUAUAGAGAUCAGUUUGGAGAAUUCGCUUGUGGAUAUUGGGGCUUAAAGGGUUAAGAUCCAAUGACCGCAACGAGAACGUCAAAAAAGAAAAUAAUAAAAGCGAAAAACAAUAGGUUUAAUAAGCAAAAUAAACAACUUUGCACGUGCAUCACACUUUUUUGUACAUUUCUUUACCGUUUUACGCCAUGAAAAUGUCUAAUUUCGCGUUUUAAAGAGAACGUAAACAAGCAACGACGAAAUUUUAUUUCUCUUUCUGAACUUGCAUAUGGUCCCCUUGAAUUCAACUUCAGGAGGGUUCGCCUGCAUUUGACGAAGUAAGUCGGUAGGAAUAGUCGCGGUGAAGACCGAAAGAACGCAAAUUCCCUUUUCAAGCGACUUUCUCGUUGCCCUCGCGUCCGUGGAUCUUACUUACGAACCGUGUGUGGGUCCUUUAUCGUCCUACGCAUAAUUUAUUAUAUAAACAAAGGGUUUAGAGACGUGGCCUUCUUAUCCAAGAAGACUAGGAAAUCUAACCGUUUACAGAAGUCAUUAGAAAGGCAGCAACUUUCUCCUCAGCUGUUUAAAAACCUGAGUGUUGGUUCGGCUGAUGUUUGAACCGGCGGCCUCCCGCUUGGCAGACCGGCGCUUAUUAAUUGAUUUUCAUUAUAUUGGCAACUGUGAGGCUGAAAUUGGGUCGGUGUUGUCUCGAAUUCCACCAUAGAACUGUUCACGGGACGCGUUCUCUUCUUUUGUUGCAUAUUAGGAUGUUACUUACUGACUUACUGUAGAAAAAGUGGCUCAAAAUUCGUCCCCCAAAACAGCCCCACAGUGCAGUUCGACGCAAUUCUUACCCAGUCUUUCGCGUAAUCCCACAACGAUUAAUUUUCUUUUCAGUACAUAACCAUCUUAAGAGAGCUGGAAUUAAAAAUGAAGGCAGAUAUUUUAGAAAACAUGAAACGCAAAGGAACUGCUGCACAUAACUUGACGGAAUCCGACAUAGAUCUGGACCUUAAUUACCCAUCGGAUAUAGAAUCGAGGUACGUGAAAAGUAUAAACCCUUUAAGUUUAGUUAUGGUAAAAGCCAUUGAAAAGCCGUUUAAAAGUUAUUAGCAGAAGGCUUAAGAUAGAAUACCCUGGGAAGCACUGGAGGCCUCAGGAUAUAAUCUUUUUGUUUCCUUGUACGAUCUUUGAAAUAAUCUUUUUUCCGUUUUAGCACUGGUGGUUCAGACAGUUCCGUGUCGGACGGUCUUCCGAUGCAUCUAAUUUACGCUCCUGAGGGACUGAAAUUGGUAAGUAUUUAUCUCGGUAAUGUUGUUUUAAUUGCGUUUCGUAAUCUUAUUACUUUUGCAUGCCAAUCGCAAAAACACAGACGUUCAUUGCACCACUUAGAAUUCCGAACGUAUACAUAUAGCCGGUGCGUCGCCUUAAAAGCGCGCGAAAAUGCCGGCCAGAUGUCAUCUGGUUUUGUUGGUAAAGCGGUGCCAUUUUUUGCUAGCCAAUCACAAAAGUAACCUUUCACACCCAAAGAAAUGAUUACUUUUUUUCGCAUUAUCACUUUUGAAACAGUUUAAGCGAAGGAGGCCAUCUUAAUUAGUCUCUUAUUUUUUUUAGGAACCAAGGAAGAAAAAAUUAAAGACAAGAAAAGAACGUAACAAGCGACGUGCGAAAGCCAUGAAAGUCAAGGACGUGUUGUUAGCUGAUGUGGCCAAAAGAUCUGCUGUAAGUGUUGUUACAGUCAACUUCCUCUUAAAUAGGGAGCUCAAGCAACGACGACGGCGACAGCAACGAGAACGGCAAAAAAGCAAUAGGUUUAGAUUGGCAAAACAACACGUGCAUCAAGCUUUUUUGUACAUUUUUUUUGCCGUCGCUGCAGGACUACAAUGUGAAAGCGCCUACGAAGACAAAGACUUUCUCUUUCUUUUCCUGAACUUUGAUACAGUCCUUUAGAAUUCAACUCAAGAAAAACUUGCCAACAUUUGGCGAGUUAAACGAGUUGGAAUGAGCGCGAUAAAGUUUGAAGUAGGGCGAAUUCAAGGUAUUUCUUUUUUUUAAGUGACGUUUUCGUAGACGUUACCGUCGUUGUUGCUUAAGCUCCCUAAUGACACCUCUAUAAAACAGACACCUCGCUAAAGCGGAUACCUAGAAGUGGUCCCGGCUUACCUUCCUCAGUUACUCCUUGGCUGACUAUCUAAACGACGCCACAGACAUCUCUCUAAGACCGUCACAUAGUGCCGGUCCCGAAGGUGUCCGUCUUAGAAAAAGCUGCCUGUAUAUAUAUUGCUUAGCUUGUCGCAAGCUUUGAAUACAGAGACAAAAAAAUAAAUCACCGACGAGAAUGUAACACCCUACUUUGUGGUUGUUGACAUUUUCCCGCUGUACUUUUAACAAUGUUUAUUGAUUCUUUUUUGCCUUUUUUACAUAUAAAUGAAGGGGAAAAAGCAUCACGGAAUUACACGUAAUAUACACAUUUCAAAAGACAAAAAAUUCUCAAAAGGCGAGGAAGUCUCAAGAAGCCAUGAAGGCUUAUAGGUGAGACUUCCUCUUGACAUUAAUUGUUUAUACGUGACUUGUUCCUUGUUUCUAUUUUACCAGCAACACGAUCCACCUAAUGAAGUCAAGUUAAUGUAUCAAAGACAUCAUCCGAAGGUGAGCGUCUAAGUUGUGUUGAGAUAUCCAGAUGAAACCCCGUAAACUGAUAUCCAGACAAAACGGUUAUAAAAAUAGUCAACUUUAUAGAGGUAGAACGAUUACUGGUAACCCAGUUGUUUUAAUUGUAGAUCUCAAGUAAGAACAGAACAAAUAUUUGAAAAUAAACUUAUCAAGGUGAACAAUCCAAAUUGGCCGGAGGCAAACCAAUUAGCUAUUUUACAAGCGUGACCGAACAGUUGAAAUCCGGACUACCGAGAACAAAUCCGGCGCCUCCGGAUUGCAAUUCUAGUGCUCUAACUGCUCGGCCACGCUGCGUCCUCCAGUGAGAUAACGAGAUCCUCAAGAAAUUAAAAAUUAUAUAAUUAUAAAAUCUUGUCUUCGUAACGUUAUUAAAUCUCGAAAUUAGAGGUGACAGACUUCCUUCAGCUGUUCCUUGUCAGCAGUUGGUGAUUAACUAAUUUUGUGGUCAGUAUUUCAGCACAGCGAUCCUAUGGUGGACAGAGUCAUCGAAUGUAAACUUGUCUCCAAUUUUCUGUACUCGAAUUGGAAGCGAUUAUUCAGUUUACGCGUUGUCGCAGAAAGACGAAAGUUUGCCAAUUGCACUCAAUGGUAGAAAACCGAUUCAUUACUCUCCCCGGCGACCAACCGUUGACGGAGAAGUCUUGAGACCCUGAGUGUGAGAUUAUGCCGACACAGUACAGUGGAACCGCGUUAAUACGGUCACCAAUGGGCAAAAAAAACUUGGCCAUAUUAACGAGGUCUUUUUUUUAACGAGAAAAUGUAUGGCGGCUUUUGCCAGGCGGCCAAACAAAAAGUGACCGUAUUAACGAGGUGGCCGUAAGGCGGGGUUUCACUGUAGCUCAGUGGUUAGACCGUUUGAACUAGAACUCGGAGGGUCGUGAGUGCGAUUCUGACCCGGAGCUUUCUAGUGUUAGAAAUCUCCUUCUUCCAAAUUAAUCGAUUUCUUUUAAUCUUCUCCAGCGGUCUUCUCAACCCAGUCCAGCGCGGAUGAAGAUGGACAAUCCACAGGUUCGAAAGCAUGAACACAAGGAUUUAAACAGCAGAUCAUCCACGCCUGCCUCACAACCCAGCGUGUUGAGAAUGGAUGGAAAUUCUUGUAGGGUAGGUCAAUAAUGUAGUUCCAAGAACGCUCUUUACUAUGGAUGUCUGUCAAUUUCCAAGGUGAUUAUACUUUCCCCUCCUCCUCCAUUUAAAACCCGACGGACAUUUUUUUCUUUACCUUUUCUGUAAGUCACCUAAAAAUAGUGUUCCGCUUGUCCCACAAGGGGAACGGGCUAUCCCAGGAGCUGGCUAUCCAGAGGUAAUUUAUUUUAGUACGACCUUCCGAACGAUUGCGACGUACAAGUUUGCAUUCCGCCAGUUAUUUUCUUCUAUUGUCAACUUUUUUACCACGUGUUUAUUACAGUCAAGUGGAAAGAUUAGGGUGCAUCCGGCGUGGCGACGAAAUCAAUUUGCUUUGAACUCAUUUGACUUUGUUAUUAUUGCCAACUUCCGCCAAAGGGACCGAAGACACAGAUUUAUAGACAGAAACAGACAAAGAAUUUGAGAGGAGCAGGAAUGUAGGAUAGUAUGAAUGUCCCAUCAGUUGGCCAACACGUUGUCUCUCCGAUGUAGGGUGUGGGGAACCCUAGGUAAUCUGUAGCCUUCUCCAAAGAAGCGAUAAUAUGACGAUCAGAGUCUGUAAGGGUGAAACAUCUCAAAGAAAACUAACAAAGCAUUUGACUGUAUCAGCGCUUUUAAUAUUUUUACAGCAUGAUUACCUGGAAGCUGUGACCAGCGCGUACAUGAUGAGUGGAGUGCUAGUGACCGAGUCUAAAGGUAAAGAAGCCAUUUUUGUCGGCCAUCGUCAUUUUAUUAAAGCCACCCACCGCUAGCCUGUGUACAGCCGCCCCCACUCCUCGAAAAAAAAAAACGGGGAGAGGGUGGCUGUACACAGGCUAACCACCACCAAAGUUAGUUUGACCUUUAUCAGUUAGCGAGCUAUUUUCACUUGAAGUUUCCCAAUAGACGCGCGUCAAUUUGUUGGUACCUACGCAUUCAUUUAUAAGGGCACCUCUCUAUUUUGGACAGCUGUCGCGGUCCCAGAUAUACCAAGCUUCAUACAGCUCUUGACGUCAUAAUACGGACCGUGGCUCCGUCCCUUUUGCCAAUUGCGUCUGCAUUAACUAGGUUUGACUGUAUUCCAUUCACAAUCUCACUUAGUGUUUUCUUUUUUCUUCAGAUGUUCCACAUUUUCGCUACACGGAUGGUAAAACAUACUUAAAGGAAACGCUGUCUCCUGAACGAAAUGACAAGUAAGCAAUUUCAUCUUGUAAUAUGAGGAGUUAAUCAUCAAAGCAGGUUUAUUAUUCUACAUUUAUGAAGUGUUUGCCAUGGAACCUCAAAAAUUGCUUAAGCCACGUUCGGGUAAAGUGCUGCAAAGUUUGAUCGCGAGCAAGAUAAAUUUCUAUAGACGCAAGGAAAGUACUUAAUAGUUGAGUUUGUGUUGUUAAUGCUAUUCUUUUCACUGCUCCGAAUAAAAAUGGUAACUUUUAUUUUCACAUUUUACUUCCCAAGUUACGCUAUUUUUCUUACAAAAAAGGAAACCUAACAUUUUCGGAUUCAAAAAUGCGAUGGAGAGAGGAAUCAGAAAUGUCUCACUGUCGUAAUACGUCAAAUUGCAUCUAAAAUUUUUCGGGGAAUUAAAUAUUCAAGCCUUUGUGAUUUCGAAAAGGCUUUAGUUCUCCUAGGAUGACCGAACAGGUACAAAUUUUAUAGCGCCGCUCAGAAUGCAUUUCUAGAGAUCUAACAGUACUCUGGAUAGCCUAAAAGUGUUUUCAAUUUCUUUGGGAGGAAACCGUCGUUGGGUGCCCCUGCUGCUUAGCACCCGUUCCCGUAAAAGGAAAGCGUGAAAUCCGACGCAAGAGCAAAAAGGGAAGGGUAGGGUGGUUCAAGCAAACUAGUGCAGAAUAAAUUCACAGAAUAAGAGGCGAGUUACAUAGUCUGCUACACAGCCGUUUUAAGUGUCGUCACGCAACGCUCCUCCCCACAGGAUGCGUUGCGUGACGACACUAAAAACGGCUGUGUAGCAUACUACAAGUUACAAGAAGGGAGCAAAGACACCAUACCCAGAAUAGAGUACCGUUAGGAAAAUGCACUCGCCAACCAUGACCUCUUGUACCCUAUAUGUUGUUUUAUAAAACAUUGUAUGGAGCUUUGUGGUUUGUGCUUCAUGUAAAUCCUGUUUUGUUAGCAUAAGUGGUUGGUCUGUGGCCAGUCAUGUGCCUCACCCUCAAGGAUUUGAAAUUAGUGAAGAAGAGGGACAUUUCACAGUGUCUUACUUGGCGAAGCAGCUGGAAAAAACAACUGGUACGUGAAAUGAAAGAAAACGUUUUAACACAGUGAACGCGCGCGGUUUAAAUACGAUUAUAGCGAAAUAGUGUUUUUUCGUUUGUUUGUUUUUCCCUUUACAUCAUUGACUCUUUAACUGAAUGUGUGUACAGAAUUCAAUGUGUCUAUUUCAAGUAAACCUGAUUUGAACAAGUUUUUUUGCCUGGUUUCGUUAAAUCCCCUCCAAUCAUGUGUGUAAGCAUCGGUCCACUGUUUGACAGUUUCAUUAAAGCAAACGAAACCAAAUCUGAAUUGAGCAUUUUUGUGUUUCUUAUAGAAGUUUCAAACUUGAUAAUAAUAAAUAAUGAUAAUUUGCGUCAUUCAUGGUCAUUAGUUUUCCUUAACAAUGGCCGUUUUUAUACUAAGGACGCAUUAUCCAUGUGGACGAACUUGGGUAAACGUUUUGUAGUUCGUCUCGAUAUGCGUCUAAAGUAUAAAGACGGGCACAAGACGCAUGUUUCCAGACGAGCUACCUUUCUUAGUGCGUCGUUCAAGACGUAUUACAAAGGAUAUUUCGUCCAGACGUAUAAUGCGUCUUGUGCCCGUUUUUAUACUUGGGAUGCAUAACCAGACGAACUACAAAAUGUUUGCCCAAUUUCGUACAGACGGAUAAUGCGACUGUAGUAUAAAGAAGGCCAUAGACGCAUUAUCCGUGCGUGUGGACGGAUAACGCGUCCUCUAGUAUAAAAGCGGCCAAUGUGUUAGCAUUAUUAGGUCUGAUGUCUUUGAUUUAUGGUGAAAGCAUAAACCGUAGUAACGUAUUUCUCUUAAUUUACUCAUUUUAUUUACAUCGAAAGUAGUUACAGACGGCUAUUGUUGCAAGCGUCGUGUGUGUGGAGUCCAGUGUCACAAUAAGCCCCUCAACUGUGUGCGCGGCAAGCGGUCGGGGGGAUUGGGGACUGAAAUGGGCUUGUGACAAGGCGGAAGGAACGCGAAUUAACCUCUUUCCCCUUCGCUUUCGACAGAUUAACCAUCUUCUUAAUGCGUGGACGUCAAAGUCAAGAUACACGACAACCGGAGGAAGGGAACUUAUUUCUGCGAUUUUGUUUUGUAGAAUGCACCUCUCCAGUACCGCGACUGAGUCGGAACGAAAACAGAAUCAGUUCAGCCUUGGAUCUGGCGCGAAAAAUCACUAUGUACAACUCGCGCUACAAGACAGCCGGUAUAAUAGCACAGGAGACUGAGUUUCAGCCAUCGCCAUCACUCAGACCCAGGACUCCCGUUCAACCUUAUCCUUUCUUUCCAUGGCAACCGAAGGGAGACUGCUUGUCCAGCACCAAGGUAUAAGUUAAAAAAAUUCAAGGCAACUCACGUCAUUUCGAAAAGUAAAGUACACAAUGCAUUUUUGCGCCAUGCACAGUUCCAAAGUAUUACCUUGUUUCCGACUUGAUGUGACCACACAAAUGAAGGCCAGUAUAAACAGUACUUUCCUGUGCGUAUGUUUAUUAUACUCUUCAAGAUGACUCCAACGUUUGAAUGUGUAGAUGAAAUCGUAAAUUGUGACCACUCAAAUGAAAGCAACAGAGAAGUGCUUUCCUUUGGAGUCCUAAAGUGUGAGGAUACUAAGUAGUACGUUCCUAUGGUAAUGUUUGUAAGCGGAGCACCAUAGGUGAGAAAAUUUGGUUAUUCAUGCAUCGGAGAAAUUUUGGUAGUCGCGUGACCGUACGUGCUCCGUCCUCACCACGGGAUAACCAAUGUGAAAUGACCUUUUUUAAUUUGAGUGGAAUCUUCGACCCGUGCGGUUUUAAUAACUUGAUGACAGACGUCUGUGUUACGGUCAUCUUGGCCAACCGGACUGUUAGAGAGCUAAAAAAACAACAACGAAGCUGAGUCUAUUUUUCGACUAAAUUUUAAUGUCUAUGCUGACGUGGAUAACAGAGAAAGAGCUAGAGCGAGAGAUAAAAAACAAAAGAGGCAAAUUUAGAAUCACAACGUGAAAUUUUUAAAAGCGGUGUUGCCAGAAGAAAAAUGAGAAAAUAAAUGUUAGAGGCCAGUAAGGUUAAAAUGAGCGGCAGUGAAAAAGAAAGUGAACAGAAACACAAACAGUAAUUUUUUUGGGGGGGAGAACAUACGAUGUUUUCUCCGUGAAAGAUGUAACUAGAAAGUUUCACGUUGUAGUUGUGCAACAACAGCGGCAAAGAAAUGUACAAAAAGUGUGCUGCACGUGCAAAGUUGUUUUUUGCUAAUUAAACCUAGUGUUGUGGUAGUUGUUUUGUCGUUGUUGUUGUUGGUUUUUCUUUGCCGUUCUCAAUGCCGUCGCCGUUUAGCAUUACACGUUUUUAUUUUUGCUUGAGUAAAUUAUACGUUUUGUAACGAGGGCUUCGCUUUUAGCCCCGGCUAAAUUUAUAUAUUAUGCUCUAUAAGGUGGUUCUAGCCAGGGGGGGGCUGGCAGCGAGGUCUGGAACCGAGUUUACAUGAUCGCCCCAGUUAAGAAAUUUGGCCGAGUGAGACUGAGUACCAAUUUUCCGGUAAUAAAUCCGUGUUCUCCUACACGAAUACAAAAAAUCCAACUAAAGUAUCUUCAUGUAACAUGUAACUAUGUGUCACUCAACAUAACUAUGCAUCACUACCCAUCACCACCUAUCACUGUCCAUCACUACACAUCACUUUAUAUCACCACAUAUCACUACACAUCACUACAUAUUACUACAGAUCACUAUCCAUCACUACACAUCACUACCCAUCACUACACAUCACUAUCUAUCACUAUCCAUCACUACCCAUCACUACACAUCACUACACAUCACGACCCAUCACAACACAUCACUACACAUCACUACCCAUCACUAUCCAUCACUACACAUCACUGUCCAUCACUAUCCAUCACUACCCAUCACUACACAUCACUACACAUCACUACCCAUCACUACACAUCACUACACAUCACUAUCCAUCACUACACAUCACUGUCCAUCACUACCCAUCACUACACAUCACUGUCCAUCACUAUCCAUCACUAAAUAUCACUGUCCAUCACUACCCAUCACUAUCCAUCACUAAACAUCACUGUCCAUCACUACCCAUCACUACACAUCACUGCACAUCACUACCCAUCACUGUCCAUCACUACACAUCACUGUCCAUCACUACCCAUCACUAUCCAUCACUACACAUCACUGUCCAUCACUACACAUCACUGUCCAUCACUAUCCAUAACUAUCCAUCACUACACAUCACUGUCCAUCACUACCCAUCACUAUCCAUCACUACACAUCACUGUCCACCACUAUACAUCACUGUCCAUCACUAUCCAUCACUACACAUCACUGUCCAUCACUACCCAUCACUAUCCAUCGCUACACAUCACUGUCCAUCACUACACAUCACUGUCCAUCAUUAUCCAUCACUACACAUCACUGUCCAUCACUAUCCAUAACUAUCCAUCACUACACAUCACUGUCCAUCACUACCCAUCACUAUCCAUCACUACACAUCACUGUCCAUCACUACACAUCACUACACAUCACUGUCCAUCACUACCCAUCACUACCCAUCAAUAAAGAUCACUACACAUCACUAGCCAUCACUACCCAUCACUACCCAUCACUACCCAUCACUAAACAUCACUACACAUCACUAUCCAUCACUACCCAUCACUACACAUCACUACCUAUCACUGUCCAUCACUACCCAUCACUAUCCAUCACUACACAUCACUGUCCAUCACUACACAUCACUGUCCAUUACUACAAGUCAUUAUCCAUCACUACACAUCACUGUCCAUAACUACACAUCACUACACAUCACUAUCCAUCACUACCCAUCACUACACAUCACUACCCAUCACUGUCCAUCACUACCCAUCACUACCCAUCACUACACAUCACUGUCCAUCACUACACAUCACUAUCCAUCACUAUCCAUCACUACACAUCACUGUCCAUCACUACCCGUCACUAUCCAUCACUACACAUCACUGUCCAUCACUACACAUCACUGUCCAUCACUUCACAUCGUCAUCCGUCACUACACAUCACUGUCCAUCACUACACACCACUAUCCAUCACUAUACAUCACUGUCCAUUACUACAAGUCAUUAUCCAUCACUACACAUCACUGUCCAUAACUACACAUCACUACACAUCACUACACAUCACUAUCCAUCACUACCCAUCACUACACAUCACUAUCCAUCACUAUCCAUCACUACACAUCACUGUCCAUCACUACCCAUCACUACGCAUCACUGUCCAUCAAUACACAUCACUACACAUCACUAUCCAGCACUAUCCAUCACUACCCAUCACUAUCCAUCACUACACAUCACUAUCCAUCACUACACAUCACUGUCCAUCACUAAACAUCACUAUCUGUCAGUACACAUCACUGUCCACAACUACACAUCACUAUCCAUCACUACACAUCAUUAUCCAUCACUACACAUCACUGUCCAUCACCACCCAUCACUACACAUCACUAUCCAUCACUAUCCAUCACUAUCCAUCACUACACAUCACUGUCCAUCACUACACAUCACUAUCCAUCACUACACAUCACUAUCCAUCACUAUACAUCACUAUCCAUCACUAUACAUCACUGUCCAUUACUACAAGUCAUUAUCCAUCACUACACAUCACUGUCCAUCACUACACAUCACUAUCCAUCACUAUACAUCACUACCCAUCACUACCCAUCACUACACAUCACUGUCCAUCACUAUCCAUCACUACCCAUUACUACACAUCACUACACAUCACUCCACAUCACUACACAUUACUAUCCAUCACUAUCCAUCACUACCCAUCACUACACAUCACUACACAUCACUACCCAUCACUAUCCAUCACUACACAUCACUGUCCAUCACUACCCAUCACUAUCCAUCACUAUCCAUCACUACACAUCACUGUCCAUCACUACACACCACUGUCCAUCACUAUACAGCACUACCCAUCACUUCACAUCACUGUCCAUCACUAUCCAUCACUAUCCAUCACUACACAUCACUAAACAUCACUGUCCGUCACUACCACAUCACUAUUCUUUUCAUAGCUUGAGGAAGGCUAAAAAUUGGUAGAUGACCGUUCCUUUCAUGUACAUUGAAAACUAGUUUAUUGUUUAAAUAAAUCACUAGAGCAGCGAGUUAGGAACAUGCUUUGAUGCCGCACAAACGUUUAUGAGGAGUAAACUAAUCAGCCAAGAACCUACCCAAACCUGUUGUAGUUUUUCUUCGUCUUGCCAGUUUCUGAAGUACAAGUUGAAGGCGCUGCUAUAAAUGAAAGCCAUGUGAAUGCAAACGAUUAACGGCUUUGAUUGCUCAAAGGCAUUUACGCUUUCUUAGAUCGGUUAUCCUUCCACCUGUGAUAAAAAGUUGUACGCCGUUCUUAUUGACUGUAUAAGCUCUUCUCAUGCCUAAUUUCACGUUAUGGAGGACGUUGAUAAGCUACGACGAAAUUUCUUUCUCUUUCUACACUUGAGUGCGGUCGCCAAGAAAUGAACUCUAGGGAAAUUAACCUACAGUAGACAUUUUCAGCGAUUUGUGAUAAUAGCGACAAAGUCUGAAAAAGUGCUAAUUCAUUUUAAAGGUGACCUUUUCGUUGCCGUCGCCAUCUUCACGGUGUAGUCGUGCAAGGACGGUAAAGAAAUGUAUAUAAAUGAGUGACGUACGUGCAAAGUUGAUGUCUUGCGUAAUAAAAUUAAACCCGUAUUGCUUCCUCGUUGCUGUUACCGUCGUCGUUGCUGUGAGCUUUAGCAACGACGACUACGACGGCAACCAGGACGUCAAAAAAGCAAUAGGUUUAUUACGCAAAACAACAACUUUGCACGUGCAUCACGCUUUUUUGUACAUUUCUUUACCGUCCUUGCACGACUACGACGUGAAAAUGCCUAAUUACAAGUUUUAUGGAGGACGUAAACAAGCGACGACGAAUCUCUUUUUCUCUCUCUAAACUUGAGUGCGGUCCUCAAGAAAUCAACUCCAGGGAAAUUCGCCUACACUUGCCAUUUUCAGCAAAUUAGAAUAAACGCGAGAAAGAUUGAAAAAAUGGGAAUUCAUUUUAAAACUGACGUUUUCGCUGCCGUUGCCGUCGUCGAUGCUAAAGCUCCCUGUGCGGCGCGAACCGAACCUCGGUUUUGGCAUACCCCUAAUAACCCAAUAUCACAAUGAAUAAUAAUCAAUAAAACUUCUUAUUUCAAAGUAUAAGGCACAUAAGCACAUGACUUUUGUUGUUGCUAUUUUUGUUUAUUUAUUUGCCAAUACGGUAUCAUCAGUCAAGUUAUGUAAUGCAGUUACAGCAUGUUGAAACUGCCAGGACCUCAGUCCUGUAAUAUUAUUACAGCUUUAAACUAUAGUGGUCGUUUUUUAAGCAAAAAGAGCAUGUUUAUUUGGAAGCACUUUUUAACAUUUUCUUCUUUUCGUAAACACUUUUGUCUUUAUUGUUUAGUGACUAGUUACAGAAACAUUGCUUAAUAUUGAAGCAAAAAUACAAAGGGCACUUUAAAGGAAAAGUGGCAUGGUCACUCUGGAUAACAAAUCUGAGAAUGGCUUAUUCUUUCUUGAAAAAAAAAAAGGGGAUCAUUGCGAGCAAAAACUUGCAAGAGGUGAAAGGCCGCACAUCUUCACCGGCGUGAAACCUUUGAAAACCUUUUACAUAUUGCUCCAUUGCCGGAGACCUCUUUCAGGGAUCUUACAGUUUAAAAUUUGAACCAUGAUAUAGCUUAUAUAUAGCGGACCAAGAUACAGCUCGGUACAGUUUAUGUUCAGCGAGGGAAAAUUGUGUAAGUUGAGCAGAACGUUUAAAAUGUACAACAGACAAUUUGUUCAGUUCGCGCGUACUCCUGUUGAGUUUGUGGCCCGUUUAUGAGAUUUGUCUGCUCAAAAAUAUAAUAAUUAUUCCAUAGCUGCUGUAAAUGCGCCGUGCUUGGCUGCACUUUUUGGCUCCGCUAAUUUUAUUGGAAAUUUGUUUUUAUUUUUAAGUCUUAUGGAGUUUUAUCAGUUUCGAAAUCUUUGCAAGGAUGUUAGGCGCAUGUGGCCCUGUUUUAGAGGGAUAAGAGCCGGCCGCCGAGUGAGGGAAAGAGCAAACAGAUGUCGCUAUCCCAUCGAAACGCAGCUAACCAACCGUAUCAACCAUUCACGAAGCUCCCGGCGACACCGAAACAUGGCUAAUUGUAUAACAUUUCUCCAUCACAACAAAACCAACAAGGAGCGAGGAAAGUCUAAGUUCCGUCUGUCUUAUUGUCGAACGUAAUGUCUUUGGCCCCCAAAGUGGAUGAAGUCUCUGAUGUUAUUACAAAUGCAAACUUGGACAUUGCCUGCAUAACAGAGACCUGGUUGCGCGACCACAUUCACGACAAUGUCGUCUGUAUUCCUGGGUAUAACCUAGUGAGAAGAGACAGGAUAGACGUUACACACGGAGGCGUUUGUACCUACAUCAAGAAAGGGCUGAAGUAUACCGUUUUAGAAGAUCUACAUGAUGAUAAAAUUGAAGCAAUUUGGCUUCAAUUACGACCUUCGCGCCUCCUUAGGGGAUUAUCUUGUAUAAUCAUUGCCAAUUUUUACCAUCCACAGACAGGCGUUUCUGACUCUGAGAUCUUGCUCUAUCUCUACGACUCAAUGUCUACAAUUGAAUCGCGUUUUUCAAAUUGUGGAGUUUUGAUCAUGGGGGAUUUUAACAGACUCGAUACCUCGAGUUUUAGGAACGCUUUUAAGCUGGACCAAAUUGUCAAAUUCCAUACUCGAGGAAAUCAGACUCUGGAUCUCGUCUUGACCAACAUCAAAGAAUUCUAUGAGGAGCCAAUAAAACGCCCAGCUUGUGGUCUGUCAGAUCACGCAUCUGUUGAACUCCAGCCCUUGUCUCGCUGUAAAUCUCAACCACUAAAACGAUCCAUCAUUACAAGAGACCAGCGGGAAAGUUACAGGGUCGCUCUGAGUUCAUACUUGGAAAAAGUCAACAUCGCCGACCUUGUUAAGAACAAAGAUACAUGUGAUGAGAAAGUACAGUUAAUGGAAGAAGCUAUCAUUUCCGGAAUGGACGCAAUCAUGCCCUUGAAAGAAAAGUCGAUAUCAGUGAACGAGGCGCCAUGGAUGAAUAACUCUCUUAAACGCGUAAGAGAUAAGUCUCUCAAGGUCUGUAGAUCCUUUCGAAGCAGUUACUAUUAACAACAAACCAAUUGAGGUUGUAACUAGCGCAAAACUUCUUGGUCUCACAAUUUCAAACAAUCUAAAGUGGAACGCUCACAUAGAGAAUGUUAUCAAAAAAGGAGCCUCUAGGCUAUAUCUAUUAAGGCAGCUUAAGCGUGCAAAAGGAGAUCCUGCGCAGCUACUUUGUUUCUAUACUACGUGUAUCCGGCCCAUGUCUGAAUAUGCCUGCCAAGUUUUCCACAAUGGUCUGCCUGAAUAUCUCUCUGAAGAGCUAGAGAAAAUUCAGCGCCGUGCACUUAGAAUUAUUUCCCCAGAUUUAGGCUAUCAAGAGGCUCUCAAAGAGUGCAAUAUUACCACCCUCCAUCAACGGCGCCAAUGGCUGACAGAGCGCCUAUUCAAUGAGAUUAAGGACAACAGCGUCCACAAAUUACAUGGCCUUUUGCCGCCACGUAAUCUUAGUACUGUAGCCUUAAGAAGAAAGCGCGCUUUUAACGUGCCUCUUUGUAGAACAAAUAGACUAAUGAAUAGUUUUAUCAUGCAUAACGCGGCUAUUUUCUAAUGGUUUUAUUGUAAAUUCGCGGCUAUUUUCUUAAAUUUCAUGACGUAGUAUCUUUGUUCCUUUGUUCUAUUUAUUUACUGUUAUUGAUUUAUAAUAGUUAGUCUUAGUAUUCAACGUAUUGUACAGUCCGUAAUCCAGCCCUUGGGCUGCAAUGGAUUUUUAAUAAAGCUAUCUAUCUCUAUCUAUCUAUCUAUCUUAGGGUAUCUGCAUUUUAAACGUUCUGCUCGACUUACACAACUUUCCCUUGCUGAACAUAAACUGUACCGAGCUGUAUCUUGGUCCGCUAUAUAUAAGCUAUAUCUUGGUUCAAAUUUUAAACUGUAAGAUACCUGAAAGAUCAGAGUUCUCCUCAAUGGAGCAAUAUGUAAAAGGUUUUCAAAGGUUUCACGCCGGUGAAGAUGUGCGGCCUUUCACCUCUCGCAAGUAUUUGCAGUGAAUUACAGUGAUGGGUAGUGAUGUAUAGUGAUGGGUAGUGAUGGGUAGUGAUGGACAGUGAUGCACAGUGAUGGUUAGUGAUGUGCAGUGAUGGAUAGUGAUGUGUAGUGAUGUGUAGUGCUGAAUAGUGAGGGAUAGUGAUGGACAGUGAUGGACAGUAAUGUGUAGUGAUGGAUAGUGAUGUGUAGUGAUGGAUAGUGAUGUGUAGUGAUGGACAGUGAUGUGUAGUAAUGGACAGUGAUGUGCAGUGAUGGAUAGUGAUGUGUAGUAAUGGACAGUAAUGUGAAGUGAUGGAUAGUGAUGUGUAGUGAUGGACAGUGAUGUGUAGUGAUGGAUAGUAACGUGUAGUGAUGGACAGUGAUGGACAGUGAUGUGUAAUGAUGGAUAGUGAUGUGUAAUGAUGGAUAGUGAUGUGUAGUGAUGGAUAGUGAUGUGUAGUGAUGGACAGUGAUGUGUAGUGAUGGAUAGUAACGUGUAGUGAUGGACAGUGAUGGACAAUGAUGUGUAAUGAUGGAUAGUGAUGUGUAAUGAUGGAUAGUGAUGUGUAGUGAUGGACAGUGAUGUGUAGUAAUGGACAGUGAUGUGUAGUGAUGGAUGGUGAUGUAUAGUGAUGGACAGUGAUAUAUAGUGAUGUGUAUUAAUGGACAGUAAUGUGAAGUGAUGGAUAGUUAUGUGUAGUGAUGGACAGUGAUGUAUAGUAAUGGACAGUGAUGUAUAGUGCUGGAUGGUGAUGUAUAGUGAUGGACAGUGAUGUAUAGUGAUGUGCAUUAAUGGACUGUAAGGUGAAGUGAUGGAUAGUGAUGUGUAGUGAUGGACAGUGAUGUGUAGUAAUGGACAGUGAUGUGUAGUGAUGGAUGAUGGUGUAUAGUGAUGGACAGUGAUGUAUAGUGAUGUGUAGUGAUGGACAGUGAUGUGUAGUGAUGGAUAGUGAUGUGUAGUGAUGGACAGUGAUGUGUAGUAAUGGACAGUGAUGUGCAGUGAUGGAUAGUGAUGUGUAGUAAUGGACAGUAAUGUGAAGUGAUGGAUAGUGAUGUGUAGUGAUGGACAGUGAUGUGUAGUGAUGGAUGGUGAUGUAUAGUGAUGGACAGUGAUGUAUAGUGAUGUGUAUUAAUGGACAGUAAUGUGAAGUGAUGGAUAGUGAUGUGUAGUGAUGGACAGUGAUGUGUAGUAAUGGACAGUGAUGUAUAGUGCUGGAUGGUGAUGUAUAGUGAUGGACAGUGAUGUAUAGUGAUGUGUAUUAAUGGACUGUAAGGUGAAGUGAUGGAUAGUGAUGUGUAGUGAUGGACAGUGAUGUGUAGUGAUGGAUGAUGAUGUAUAGUGAUGGACAGUGAUGUAUAGUGAUGUGUAGUGAUGGACAGUGAUGUGUAGUGAUGGAUAGUGAUGUGUAGUGAUGGACAGUGAUGUGUAGUAAUGGACAGUGAUGUGCAGUGAUGGAUAGUGAUGUGUAGUAAUGGACAGUAAUGUGAAGUGAUGGAUAGUGAUGUGUAGUGAUGGACAGUGAUGUGUAGUGAUGGAUGGUGAUGUAUAGUGAUGGACAGUGAUGUAUAGUGAUGUGUAUUAAUGGACAGUAAUGUGAAGUGAUUGAUAGUGAUGUGUAGUGAUGGACAGUGAUGUGUAAUAAUGGACAGUGAUGUGUAGUGAUGGAUGGUGAUGUAUAGUGAUGGACAGUGAUGUAUAGUGAUGUGUAUUAAUGGACAGUAAUGUGAAGUGAUGGAUAUUGAUGUGUAGUGAUGGACAGUGAUGUGUAAUAAGGGACAGUGAUGUGUAGUGAUGGAUGGUGAUGUAUAGUGAUGGACAGUGAUGUAUAGUGAUGUGUAGUGAUGGACAGUGAUGUGUAGUGAUGGAUAGUGAUGUGUAGUGAUGGACAGUGAUGUGUAGUAACGGACAGUGAUGUGCAGUGAUGGAUAGUGAUGUGUAGUAAUGGACAGUAAUGUGAAGUGAUGGAUAGUGAUGUGUAGUGAUGGACAGUGAUGUGUAGUGAUGGAUAGUGAUGUGUAGUGAUGGACAGUGAUGUGUAGUAAUGGACAGUGAUGUGCAGUGAUGGAUAGUGAAGUGUAGUAAUGGACAGUAAUGUGAAAUGAUGGAUAGUGAUGUGUAGUGAUGGACAGUGAUGUGUAGUGAUGGAUAGUAACGUGUAGUGAUGGACAGUGGUGGACAGUGAUGUGUAAUGAUGGAUAGUGAUGUGUAAUGAUGGAUAGUGAUGUGUAGUGAUGGACAGUGAUGUAUUAAUGGACAGUGAUCUGUAGUGAUGGAUAGUGAUGUAUAGUGAUGGAUAGUGAUAUGUAGUGAUGGACAGUGAUGUGUAGUGAUGGACAGUGAUGUGUAGCGAUGGAUAGUAAUGUGUAGUGAUGGACAGUAAUGUCUAGUGAUGGAUAGUGAUGUGUAAUGAUGGAUAGUGAUGUGCAGUGAUGGAUAGUGAUGUAUAGUGAUGGACAGUGAUGGACAGUGAUGUGUAAUGAUGGACAGUGAUGUGUAGUGAUGGAUAGUGAUGGGUAGUGAUGUGUAGUGAUGGGUAGUUAUGGAUAGUGAUGUGUAGUAAUGGACAGUAAUGUGAAGUGAUGGAUAGUGAUGUGUAGUGAUGGACAGUGAUGUGUAGUGAUGGAUAGUAACGUGUAGUGAUGGACAGUGAUGGACAGUGAUGUGUAAUGAUGGAUAGUGAUGUGUAAUGAUGGAUAGUGAUGUGUAGUGAUGGACAGUGAUGUGUAGUGAUGGAUAGUGAUGUGUAGUGAUGGACAGUGAUGUGUAGUGAUGGACAGUGAUGUGCAGUGAUGGAUAGUGAUGUGUAGUAAUGGACAGUAAUGUGAAGUGAUGGAUAGUGAUGUGUAGUGAUGGACAGUGAUGUGUAGUGAUGGAUAGUAACGUUUAGCGAUGGACAGUGAUGGACAGUGAUGUGUAAUGAUGGAUAGUGAUGUGUAGUGAUGGACAGUGAUGUGUAGUAAUGGACAGUGAUCUGUAGUGAUGGAUAGUGAUGUAUAGUGAUAGAUAGUGAUAUGUAGUGAUGGACAGUGAUGUGUAGUGAUGGACAGUGAUGUGUAGCGAUGGAUAGUAAUGUGUAGUGAUGGACAGUAAUGUCUAGUGAUGGAUAGUGAUGUGUAAUGAUGGAUAGUGAUGUGCAGUGAUGGAUAGUGAUGCAUAGUGAUGGACAGUGAUGGACAGUGAUGUGUAAUGUUGGACAGUGAUGUGUAGUGAUGGAUAGUGAUGGGUAGUGAUGUGUAGUGAUGGGUAGUUAUGGAUAGUGAUGUGUAGUAAUGGACAGUAAUGUGAAGUGAUGGAUAGUGAUGUGUAGUGAUGGACAGUGAUGUGUAGUGAUGGAUAGUAACGUUUAGCGAUGGACAGUGAUGGACAGUGAUGUGUAAUGAUGGAUAGUGAUGUGUAGUGAUGGACAGUGAUGUGUAGUAAUGGACAGUGAUCUGUAGUGAUGGAUAGUGAUGGAUAGUGAUGUAUAGUGAUAGAUAGUGAUAUGUAGUGAUGGACAGUGAUGUGUAGUGAUGGACAGUGAUGUGUAGCGAUGGAUAGUAAUGUGUAGUGAUGGACAGUAAUGUCUAGUGAUGGAUAGUGAUGUGUAAUGAUGGAUAGUGAUGUGCAGUGAUGGAUAGUGAUGCAUAGUGAUGGACAGUGAUGGACAGUGAUGUGUAAUGUUGGACAGUGAUGUGUAGUGAUGGAUAGUGAUGGGUAGUGAUGUGUAGUGAUGGGUAGUUAUGGAUAGUGAUGUGUAAUGAUGGAUAGUGAUGGGUAGUGAUGUAUAGUGAUGUGUAGUGAUGGACAGUGAUGUGUACUGAUGGGUGGUGAUGUGUAGUGAUGGAUAGUGAUGGGUAGUGAUGGACAGUGAUGGAUAGUGAUGGAUAGUGAUGUGUAGUGAUGGAUAGUGAUGUGUAAUGAUGGGUAGUGAUGUGUAGUGAUGGGUUGUGAUGGGUAGUGAUCUUUAGUAAUAUGUAGUGAUGUGUAGUGAUAUGUAGUGAUGUUUAGUGAUGGACAGUGAUAGGUGGUGAUGGGUAGUGAUGCAUAGUUAUGUUGAGUGACACAUAGUUACAUGUUACAUGAAGAUAUUUUAAGCGGAUUUUUUAUAUUAGUGUAGGAGAACAGGGAUUUAUUACCAAUUUUCCUUCAAAACAAAUAUGGCGGAGUAUGCGGACAUGGAAAGAUGAUGAGUUUUCGCUCGGUUUUACGUUUUACGGCGUCCAAACAUCGAGAAAAGGUUUUCAUGAACUUUUCUCAUGAAAUUUUUGGACAUCAGGAGGCGUGAUGUAUGAACAGUUCAUGAGUGACUUCGCUCAUCGUGAUUCGGCACCUUGGCAAGUUCAGUUAUUUAUAAGCUUCGUGAAUUUUCCAGCGACAAGCCUCAGGGCAGCCUGCUCCAUCUCUUAUAUAUUUUUUCACGUACGGUGGUAUUAAGAACUCUGUGCCUUAUCCUAAACAUAUGCUUCGAGCUCAUUAUAUUAGUGUGAGUCUUGCAACAGUUAUAUGGGAAUGUUCAUUAAACCAAUUUUGUACUUCGCUGUUCGUAAGUUUGUUUGUACACCGGGAGCCACAACAAAUAUUUGUGGGUGUAAAUACAGAAUACAGGGCUAAUUUAGUAAAAGCCAGGUGAAAUCUUCCAAUCACUUUGCUUCACAUAUACUGGGUCUGUCAGUAUAAGCUAUUUUUAAUAUCAAAAGGCUGCAGGGAAGGGCUUAUUGAAUCUUCAAAACCUUCACUGGAAUAUCGUUUGAGUGAUAAUCAAUAAAUAGCUCCAACAGCAGUACUGUAUUUAGCAGUUUUAUAUUAGAUAGUGACUUCGGUUUUGAGUAAUUCCUUGAAAUCGUUUGUACAAAAAUUACCCCAUAGUUUUGAAUUAUACUUGAAUCUGGGUGUGGGGACAAGAGGUUAAUCCAGUUGCUAAUAAGAGUGAGUAUAUCAGAGAGGGAUAUUUUUUUUUUUUAUUUUUUUUUUUUUUUUUUUAUUAACAGAGAUCUUUAUUACCACUACAUCACUUACAACACUUUCACUACAAAAUUUAAGGUUACAAAAAUUACAAUUAAGAAUUAAGAUUCCAACGAUUAAUACAACAUACACUGCAACCAGGCUUGCUUCACGCAUACGUAGAUUAGAUUAUAAUCAUUUACAGUAAGGAGAGGAGAGGCUUCCAUUGUGAAAGAAAUUUUGCUUUUUGUCCUUUUGAAUAAAAAUCGAUCUUUGCACAAUUAACUUGUCUUUAACGAAUUCAAGAAAGUGAUCAAAGCUUGGGGGUUUAAUUUCGCUCCUUUGCAGGAAGAUAUGUCUCUUGCCAAGAAGGAUAUAAUAGUUAAGGAUUUGCCUUUUAGGAUCUUUGGGAUUAUAGCCAUACAUUAUACUUAAGUCAUCAAAUAGCAAACAUUCACCACUGUGAGUUUUCCACCAGCUAAUUACUUCAAACCAAAACUUUUGAAUUACUAUACAGUUAACUAGCAUAUGGGAGAGCGUUUCUAGGGAAUCACAAUGUAUGCAGAGAGGAGAGUUUACGAUUUUCAUUCUGUGUAACAGAACCCCAUGUGGAAGAAUAUUAUGAACAAUCUUAUAUUGAAAUAUGCUUAAUUUUGUUUCUUUAGUUAUUUUAAAUGGAAGCAUAUAAAUAGAACUAAGUUUGGAACUGUCCAAUCCUUGCCUGCAUAGUCGAAGGCUAGCCAACGGUUCUACAAAUUUCCUUUGAAUAAGUAUAUUGCGAACCUUCUUGCUAGUAACCACGUUAAUUUCCUUAGUUGUAUUUUGUUCCAUAUCUUGAAUGUUCAUGAUAAAUCCCGGUCUCAAAGCGCACUUCCAUCUAUAAGGUAUAGCUGAUAUUAAACCAAAAAACUUAGUAAAAGGCGCCUUGAGGCCAGUUUUUGAAAGAAAAUUAUUAAGUGUGAGGAAUCUGUUUUUUUCAUCUAGUAGGUCUUUAAUUCUAAGUAUAUCAGAGAGGGAUAUGCUCAGUAUACAUUGAGAAAAUCCCUCCAAGGACUGAAGUACAAGAAACAGAAAAAAGAAAAUUGAAUGUUUUACAAAGUUUAUAAAGAGAAUCAGAAGGACCUUGAAAAAUGUACAACUUCAAUUGUUUGUGUAAGUUAUGAAUCUGAUUUACAAGUACAAUAAACAAGGUAAAAUUGACUUUUUAUCAACCAUCAAAAGAAGUUAUUGUCCCUUGAGCUCAAUCGCCUCAGCAGUUCUUUCUACAUACUACCCUUGGGUUAUUUGGCCUAGAUGGGUAUGUGCUGCUGAUUUAGGGUGGUGACCAUUUCACCCUUUUGAGUUUUGAACAGGGUGUCUGUUUGGGCUGUGAAGGUUGAUGAAGAGCAGUCUGUAGUUACAUUUUUGGUACCACCAAUUUUUUCCCCAAGUUUUUCGAUCUUUCUAAGUUUAAAAGCUAACUUAAUUCUGUAUGCUAACUGAAGUGAAUCAGGGUUAUAAAAUCAGGUCUCUUGGCAUAAAAAGGGUGGGGGAAAUGAACAAUGUGUCCUACUACCCAUUCUCUCUUUUAGUGCAAGCCCAGGGAGGUGAUCUCACAUUUUAAUACCCUUUUACCACUUGUUUUAACAGCAAAGUCAGUGAAGGUCUAUGGUCUCUGAAAAAUGUUUUUCCCUGCCUCAACACAAGUUUCUAACUGUUAUUGUUGACUACAAAAUUAAUAAUAUUAUCUUAAUAAUCAUUUUACAUUUUUUCCAAGACAUCCUUUGGUGUUUUGCAUAUCCACUGGUACAAGGUAAUUUUUAAGUUGAGAGGGUUUGAUUUCAUUAAGUACAUUUUUAUACAGACACAAACUAACCUGGCAGGUUGAUGUCCAAAAGUGUAAAAAAUUACAUGCAACUGUAUGGCAAAAACUGAUCACCGUGGCCAAAGGAAAGGCAAAAAUAGAAAUGUCAUCAUUUUCCUGACUUUAUACAUUCCCUUGGAAGCAUAUUUAGCCAGAUGUAGUCCUUGUCAAAACAUGCAAACUUGAAGAUUUAUUUUCUGAACUUAGCUAAUCUUUUUUAAACCAUAAUCUUGUUCCAAGGGGUGGUGUAGUUUGUAAAAUUUAUAAUUUUUCCCUCUUUUUUUGCAACAAAACACACUUGAAUUAGGUCUCAAACUGAAGGCAGUGUAGUAACUGCUGUCAUGAAAAGAGAAUUCCAAACACACAAGAUAAUUACCCUUUCAUCUACCUAAGAUUCAUUUGUUAGAAACUACCCGCCACGGUAAAGUUUAAAUUAAAUCGCACGAAGAAAAGAACUUAAGCAUAUCAACAUGUGCAAAAUCAAGAGAGAAUGAUCUCUUGGCAAAAUUUAUUUAGCUUCUCGUACAUAAAGAAAUACAUGAACUACGAGAUUUGACCAUGCCACUCAAUCAUCCAACGCAACUCUGCCAUAAUAAGUUCACAAUCAAGAAUGUAGAACUGAGAAUCUCAAUCAUCAUUUCUCGUCGUCUUAAAGGUGUAGUGAAGCCGUAAACAACUCUCAGCUGAACUCUGACAACUCUUCUACUCAACCACAUACCAGCACCGCACUUUUUUAAUACCACGAAGAAUUAAUUUUGGGCCUUUCCAUUGAAAUAUAAACUCUUCUACAUACGUAUUGGAGGGUUGGCCCUUCUUUUACUCUUGCAAUUCGUGGGUCGUCUAAACAGAAACGAAUCAUCAAAAGGUCGGGCAUCGAGAAACAUGUUCACUGGUCUCGUUCUUACCGUAGUAAACCGGGCGGCAUUUAAUGACAAACGCGAGACCAGAAGAAAGGAAAAGGUAAGCUCCACAUUACCGAGGAACAAAACGAAGAAACCAAUGACCAACGGGACCAAAAGCAACUUCACUUCACACUGCCGAAUCGCUGCGAAAAAGCUGCUAAGACGAACUUGUUGUUUUCCCAACCCGUUCCGCGCAUGCUCGCUACAGUUUUCGGAUGAUUGACAGAUUUCUUAACUGGGGCGAUCACGGAAAGCCGAAAAGCGGCAAGAUCAAAGGCCGUUGCCAGCCCCCCCUGGUUCUAGCUUUUGAGUCCAUGGAUGAGUGACCAUUCAAUGUUCCGUGCAGUGCCGGUUAUUAUGCUUAACAAGCCUCUCCUAACAUUGUUGUGUGUGAAUAAAAUCCUAAGUGGUGACUGAGUGUACUUAUUCUCUUCUGCUGGUCUUUUUUUUGUAGGCACGUUUGUAUGAACCCUCGAAGCCUGCGAAGGAAGCGGAAGUGCGAAAAUCCUUGUCUCAGAUGUCACUCGAAGAAAAGAAAACAAAAAGAUCAAGUUUUAAAAAUCUGUCAAAGAAGAAAGCUGUAUCCGUUGUUGUAGAUGAGGGAACAAGUUUGCAAAAAUCUAACGAACGUGUGGACACGAAAAACGAAGGUAUUAUUUGCUAACUCAAGCGCUAGCCUCAGGGAAACAUUCUUAGAACAUUUGUUGUGAGAGUGUUCUCGAUCGAGCGUUUUCGAAAUUUCUAGCUUUACACGUUGUGGUCCCCGUAAAAUGUUUGAACUUACAGAAGCAGUUUGCACGUUCAACCUUAAGCCCAGUUGACCUCAAAUCUAAUGAAGUUAAAAUGUUCAAUCAAUGUUUUGCUGUCAGACGGGGCCAGGGUCUGGAAUUUUCUACUGGCUGCUAUAAGCACCACUCUGGCUACAUUGGGAGGAACGAAAAGGAAAAUAGAAUAUCAGAACUUCUAAACUGUUCAAUAUCCAAACCUCUAAUUGCAUAUAACCAGCCCUGUGGUACCAUUCUAAAGUACUGCAAAAGAUUCCGAGGACUGACAAAAGACGUUUGCAUUUUAAUCUUUAAUUUAUUACCUUAAGUUCAACAGCUUGGGCCCAAAACCACCUCUCAGGCUUCGAAGAAUGGUAAACUCUCCAUGACACAGUUGAAUGCACUGGACAGUGCGCACACUCAACCACAGCCAUUGGUAGGACCCAGGCCCAUGAAGAAAUACACGGGCAACGGCCACACGCAAGUUAACAGAAACCCUACUGGCUUGGUUAGUUAUUAAUGUUUUUUCGCUUAAUACUUGGUCCCUGUAUGCUGUGGGCAUGCCUUCAUGCACGUAACAGAAAGCUUAAAGAAGCAAGGACAAUACCAUAUAGAAGAAUUAACCUAUCGCAAGAGACUAUAAAGGGGACAGAGAGGGCAUCCCCCAUAUACAUCCUAUUCCAUAGGUAAUUCGUCUCGAGUUAUUUUUAACACUACAGAUCUCAAGGGGGAUUCGACAACAGCCAUACACAUAGCGCGAAUGUGUUCCGCGUGGAUGACCCACGCUGAGAGCCACGCGUCCUUCACGAAAACGACUAUAGAGAGAUUUCUGCGAAAGCUGUGUCAGCGAAACCGAAAUUAAAAAAGAAUCGCCCUUCCUCUCUUGUAUUGAGCUAACAGUAGAGCAGGGAAAUCCGUAACACACUGAAUAUUCUCUCAGGAUCAUUUAUAAUUUACAGUUUGAAGAGAGCAAUUUCUGGUUUGAUGUUUAUUUUUUUUCAGUCUUUAUAGCGAUUAUUCCUACCCACUUACUUUGUCAAUUGUAGGCGGACCCUCCUAAAGCUGAAUUUCAAGGGAACAUAUUCAAGCUCAGAAAGAGAAAUAAAAUUUCAUCGUUGCUUAUUUACGUCCUCCAUAAAACGCGAAAUUAGGCAUUUUCACGUCGUAGUCGUGCAAAAACGGGAAAGAAAUGAACAAAAAAGUGUGUUACACGUGCGAAGUUGUUGUUUUGCUAAUUAAACCUAUUGUUUUUCUGACGCUCUAGCUGUCGUCCGCGUCGUUGGAUCUUAAACUCCCUAAAUUGUACAAACGAACGGUUUCAAUAGACCGGCGAAAUUUCUCAUUUUAUUAAAGCAUUGAGGUUACGACAACUUCGAGUUAAACUGAUUUCACGGGUUGUCAAAGAGUCCAGCGAUUCCUUUUUCCCAGGUGAGCGCCGACUCAUUUCGCUUCAAUAUUCAGGAAUACUCUCGAUCUUUUUACGCUUUCAUUGCCUCUCGCCCGACAUGUUUUGCACGGCGUUUGGUCAUGCACAACCUCCACGAAACAUCCACGCUUCGCGCGAGGUAACUUUAUCCCGAUUCUAAAAAUAACUCGAGACGAAUUACCUAUGGAAUAGGGUGUAUAUUGGGGAUGCCCUCUCUGUCCCCUUUAUAGUCUCUUGCCUAUCAAGAAUAUAAACGUGGAACGUGAUUGAAGCCUACCAGUGCGGUAUAGCUGCUUGAAUCUUUUUAAAGCAAAAUAUAUCUUCAUUUUCCUGAUAUAAUUUAAGUCAAUUUAUCUUCACCACCUUUGGCUGUUUUUCCCUUGUUUUAAGAACAAAAACUACCGUACGUCAACCAGAACGUCGAAAAAAGCAAUACGUUUAAUAACCAAAACGACAUCUGAAAAAGUGACACUUUCUUGGUUCAUUUCUUUAUCGUCACUUAAAACGACGACGUAAAAAUGCCUUAUGAGGCGUUCUAUAGAGAACGUGACUAAACGGCGACGAAUUUUUGUUUAGGGCUGUUUAGAUCCUUGUACCAGGAAGAUCGUAGAAGGCGGAACAACUUUUUGUUGGGUUUACACGCAGAAAUUUCAGUCUUGUGGUCCCUAAGUAGAGAAGGAUUUAGAAGGAAUUAAAAAUAGCGUGUAACAAAAAACAGAAAUACAAUUUGGGCCCUUCUGCUCUCUUUACUGACCUUAAUUACCAUACUGACCUUAAUUACCGCCUUUCAGCAGCUUUAUCACAAUAAUCAGUUCGUGGUAACGCCAAACGAAAUGAUCGGCAUCCAUUGCCGUGAUGAGCCAGUGAACGACCCACCGCCAUUUUUGUCUGAUUUGUCCCUUGUACCUGGAUCUUCGUAGCAUGGUGCUAGGAUCGUUCAGCAAAGGAAGAUCCUAGCGCUUGGGACAAGUAGAACCCAUUGCAUGUAAACCGAAUACAGAAAACAUAUGGUCCUAGGAUGAUCCGCCUUCAAGGGUCUUCCUUGUGCUAGGAUCUUUCUCCCAGCAUGAAAACAGGCCCUUUCUCUUUUUGAACUUGGGUAUGGUUCGUAGAGAUUCAACUCCGGGAGAGUUCGACAUUCAUUUGUCAAAGUGAGUGAGUUGGAGUAAUCGCGAUCUCGUUUCAAAGAACGCGAAAUCACUUUCGACGUUCCGUCGUGGUGUCCUAAACGCUCUGGCCCUGGUUGCUCGAAGCAUGGUUAGUGCUAACCAGCGUUAAAUACCAUGGAAACCUAUACAUUUUGAUACCUCUUAACCAACUGUUAGCGCUAACCAGGCUUCGAGCAACCGGCCCCUGUUGUUUUUGGGAGUGAAUGGGUUUAAGGAAGAUGUUCACAGAGAUGUGGAUAACAUACAAGAGCGAGAAUUAUUUUUUUAGAAAUGGUUAGACGUACACUUAAAAGAUAUAUUUUGUUUCUUUUUGUUGCAGACCCCGAGCGCAAUUGAUAAAAUCAACCCUCCUGUAGCAAAGUUCAAUACAAACGCUAGAGAAACAACUCGUUUCACCAGUAGCAAUCUGUCUGCUGUCAAUGGUCGCCAAUCUCCCGUAUAUGUAGCUGUCCCAGUCGACAGACCGCCGGUAAAAGUUAAACCCAAGAUGCACGCCUCUGAGCAGGAUACUAUAGAUAUAUCAACAAUCAAUGAACUGAGGAGCAAACUGAUUGAUGUCUCCAAUUCAGGGUGAGUCCAGCAAAAUCGUCUGACUCUCCCCAGGCUUCAGUGCCGAAGGCGACUAAAACGAGUGCUCCUGGGGUCAAACGCAAAGAUACUUAUUGACCAAGAGUAAAUCGUCUUGCAUCAUUCUCUUUCAUAAACAUAAACUUGUUGAUAAAACACUCCUUUUUCUUUUUUUUUUUUUCUUUUAAGAGAUAUCUCUCCCAAGUCAUUUUUCGGAACUAAAUGGCGAGAAACAAUUUUUGCAAGAUUUAUAGAAUGAAAAUAAUAAUAAUAAUAAUACAAUGCUGUUUUUUUUUUGUUUUUGCUUUUUUUUUUUCAGAACGUUGGUGACAUACGCUUUACAGAACCAAGAAGAGAGGGAAGAGGUAGGUAGAAGUGGCAGCUCAAAAGUAAAUUUCUCUUGAGCACCAAGUAUUUUUUUUACUUCGUAUCAACAGAAAAAAUAUUAUGCUCAAACUGUAGCAAGUAAAUUUAGUAAUGUCGACAAUCGUUUUUUCUCUCGGCAGCUUGGUCCAAACAGCAGUGGAAGUGACAGAGACCAUGCUCCAGGCAAUGUUACGCGGUGGAAAGGGGACGAGCCUAAUUGUGUUACCAUGGCAACUGGUGUAAUUCCCUGGGAAGACAGUAGCUUACAACAUGUUGGCUUUGUCACUGGAAAACAUGGCCAGAAGUCUCAAUCCCCUGUUACCACAACUGGUAAGUAAAUAACGAAGUAGACUGUCGCACUGGAGUGUUACUUGGGAAAACAGGGAGCUUAAGGAGCAACGACGGCAACGAAAAUGUCACUUAAAAAGUGAUUUUGGCGCUGCUUCAAACUUCAGCGCGCUUAUUCCAUCACGUUUAAUUCGUCAAAUGAUAUAUCGAAAAUCAGGGAAGGAAAAAGGAAGUUGUUUUCUUGUGUUCACGUUCUCCAAAAAGCAAAAACUAGGCACUUUCACGCCGUAGUAGUGCAGUGACGGCGAGAAAUGUACUCAAAGGCGUAGUACACGUGCAAAGUUGUUGUUUUGGUUAUCUAAACCUAUUGCUUUUUUGCUGUACUGUGUUGCUCUCACUGUAGUCGUUGCUCAACCUCCUUAAUACGAGCACUUGUAAGCCGGUGUAUAUUCUGUCUUAAUAGUCCUCUAAUGUAGCAACUGACCUCCAGUUGGUGUUUGGGAGGCUGAAGGCAUCGUUUCGGUUGUUUGUUCAAUGUUCCCUGAAAGCCAUUUAUGUGAGACCAUGAGAGAGCUGUUGCAUUACCCUGACGAAAGGAACUAUAGUAAAAAGCAAUUACGGUAAUUUCACGAUUUCCUCAUUCUGAAUCUGGAUGUUACUAAACGGAAACUUAGCAUAGGAAAGCGGAAAUGAGAACGAGACAGGAAAUGGGUAGUUAGGUUAGUGAUAAGGCUUUGGUUUAGUAUGGUUAGGUUUUGUCCCCAUAUUUAACUUUCCUAUCCAUGAUCGUUCCAUUUUCCCCGUUCCCUGUUUUAGUAGCAUUUUUUGUGACCCGUGGAACAUGAUGGAACGGAUAAUAGAUUUUCUGAGUUUUAAAAUUCCAGUCGUAUUAGAGUCCCUGAUCACCCCCUUGGUCAAUUGUAGGGGCGAUAUGAUGGUUUCUGCCGUUAAGCACCAGUGUCCUUGGAUAAAGAAGCUUUUUUUUUGUUUCAUUUCUUUAGGAAUAGUACAAAUUGGAAAGGGUUUGGGAGAGGAGGAACUCAUUUCUGGUAACUCUAAGAAGUCAACUACACGUCAUAAAACCUCUGAAAGUCCCACUAGGAAUCAGGAAUCAGGUUUGCUCUUCAUUGCUUGCUAGUUUCUAAAGAAUUACUGAACAUAUUCCACUAUUUUAUUACUCUGUUAGAGCAUCUAUGCUAAUUUUGAAAGCGGAGCUCUUUUGCCAUUUUUUUGUGAGCGUAUCUUUGCAUUUCAGAUUAUAACAGCGCGUACUUGCCUUGCCAGGUGCUGCGCCAUCGACUAUUUCGCUGACUUUUCAGUUUAAUUCUGGCGUAUUUCCUCAAGAAAAAAACUCUUCGCCGCCGCAAAGACCACCUGCCUUACCACCACAGCUGAAGAACUUUUUCAGACCACACGGAGCUCCACACAGAUAG
Messenger RNA from Porites lobata, 42337 nucleotides. NCBI's taxonomy places the organism in Eukaryota, Metazoa, Cnidaria, Anthozoa, Scleractinia, Poritidae. The record is from the annotation of a GenBank genome assembly.